This is a messenger RNA of Neltuma alba, 816 nucleotides long. RefSeq lists its product as uncharacterized. Bases 21 to 659 code for a protein of 212 amino acids. The record is from RefSeq and is a predicted model, not a curated record. Lineage: Eukaryota; Viridiplantae; Streptophyta; Magnoliopsida; Fabales; Fabaceae. The transcript has 3 exons.
GGUUGUUUGCGUAAGAGAGAAUGGCCAGUUCAGGAUCGUUCUCGAGACAGGUGAAUGGGAAGGAGGCCUGGAAAUCGACGUCGAAGAGAUGGAGUGGGAAAAACAAGCAUGGCAGAGGUAGCGGGGGCAUGAGCGUGGAGGCCAGCCUGAAUCAAAUGUGUGGAAAUGAGGGCAAUAAGACGGCAGCGAGAAAGAGAGUGAUGGUGGUGGUUGAUCACUCGUCGCAUUCCAAGCAUGCACUCAUAUGGGCAAUCACCCAUGUCGCUAAUAAGGCUGAUUUGCUCACUCUGCUUCACGUCGUCCCUCCACACACGCCUUCUCAUUCUUCUUCUUCCACCUAUCUCCUCAACUAUCUUCUUUCCCUCUGUAAAGAUUGCAGGCCCGAGGCGGAAGUGGAGGCACUCGUAAUUGAAGGACCAAAACUGAGCACCGUGACGAGCCAGGUGAAGAAGCUGGAGGUCUCGGUCUUGGUGUUGGGCCAAAAGAAGCCAUCUCUUCUGUUCAACUGCCUAUGUGGAAGCAGCAGCGCAGAGGAGUUUGUGGAACAUUGCAUCCACAAUGGAGAGUGCUUGACAAUAGGAGUGAGGAAACGAAGCCAAGGUACGAAUGGGUACCUCAUCAGCACAAAGUGGCAGAAGAACUUCUGGCUUCUGGCUUAGGUUUGUCGACUUAGUUGCCACUUACCACAUCGCAAGGCAUACAUGAGAAGAUUAACUUAAUAUAUCUCAUUUCUAUCACUCAGUAACUAUUAACAUCUUCCUCCCUCGUACUAAUGAAGUUACUUGUUGGGGUAGUCCUUGAUUCUGUACGACUUCG